This is a messenger RNA of Musa acuminata subsp. malaccensis (wild Malaysian banana), 1082 nucleotides long. Lineage: Eukaryota; Viridiplantae; Streptophyta; Magnoliopsida; Zingiberales; Musaceae. The record is from RefSeq and is a predicted model, not a curated record.
CUCGUCAUCAUCCACCAACGGUGUCCUCACUAGUAUCAUGCACGGCGUCUAUUGUUUCGUAGUUGUAGUAGUUCUGCUAUGGGAGAGUUGGGUGACCGCCGACCCGCAGACCACCCUCCUUAACUCCGGCUGCAGUCAGUAUAACGCAAGCGAUACCUCCGCCUUCGUCACCACCUUCAACGAAACCCUCACGGACCUGCGCUACUCCCUCUCCUCCAAGGCCGCCGACAGCUCCGCCGCCCGCUUCGCCACCGCGCAGCGGCCCCGCACUGCCGAACCCGUCUACGCGCUAUUCCAGUGCCGCGCUUACCUCUCCUCCGCCGACUGCCUCGACUGCCUUUCCGUCGCCGAGGUCGGUAUCCGAAGAUGCGGCAACGCAAAGGGUGCCCGCGUCAUCUACGACGGGUGCAUCCUCCGCUACGAGGGCUCUAUCUUCUUCGACCAGACUACGGACAUCGGUAACGCUGGCGUCUGCAACGGCAGCGCUGCGUCCGACGCGGGGUUCUCCGAGGCCGCGAAGGCGCUGGUGACGGACCUGACCAUCGCCACGCCGAGGAUCUCGGGGUUCUUCGCGGCGGCGGAGAGGGGUGGGGUCUUCGCGGUGGCGCAGUGCGUGGAGACGGUGAACGAGGAGGGCUGCGCCCAGUGCCUCACUGUGGCGGGCGCCAACAUCGAUGGUUGCCCGCCGGACACCGACGGGCGGGCGGUGGACGCCGGGUGCUUCAUGAGGUACUCCAGCAAGUCCUUCUUCCCGGCCAACCAAACCGUGGAUCUCUCCCAGUUCUUGAGUUCAGGGAAGUCAAACAAUAAGGGAGCCAUAAUUGGAGGAGGAGUUGGAGGAAUCUGUGGUUUGUUGCUUCUAGCGAUCAUAGCACUCCUGUGGGUCAAAAGAUCCAGAAAACGCCAAGGGGUUCGAACAGGUUUGUGAAUCUGAUCUAUUAAUCUGUCAGCCAUGGGAACUUUGUUCCUAAGAGUUUUGUUUUCUGAGAAUUAGAUAUAGCGCUUUUUUUAUAUGAUGAGGCCAAAGCGAGUCGUCACUAUACAAUGAUAGGUUUCUAAAUUGUCUUAGCUUAGUACUAUUA